Lodderomyces elongisporus is the source of this 1143-nucleotide messenger RNA. RefSeq names its product mitochondrial 54S ribosomal protein bL27m (gene MRP7). The record is from RefSeq and is a predicted model, not a curated record. The transcript has a single exon. Gene Ontology annotation, cellular component: ribosome; mitochondrial large ribosomal subunit. Lineage: Eukaryota; Fungi; Ascomycota; Pichiomycetes; Serinales; Debaryomycetaceae. Gene Ontology annotation, molecular function: structural constituent of ribosome. Gene Ontology annotation, biological process: translation. The coding region runs from base 1 to 1143 and encodes 380 amino acids.
AUGUCUUUUAUUAGAGGACUUUUUGAUCAAGCUAAGAGUUCGAUUCUCAUAAAGAACAAUGUUCUUGGUAGUGUCGAGCAGAUUCGUACUGCGACCAAAAGAGCGGCUGGUUCAAAAACCAACAAUAAGGACUCAGCAGGAAGAAGGUUAGGACCAAAAGCACACGAAGGUCACCCCGUGAAACCCGGUCAAAUCAUAAUGAGGCAGAGAGGUACUGUUAUUCACCCAGGGGAGAAUGUUAGACUUGGUAAAGACCACACAAUCUAUGCUGUUGAACCAGGUUAUGUUAGGUUUUACUAUGAUCCUUUCCACCCUAGAAGAAAAUAUGUUGGAGUUGCCCUUACCAAGGACAUAAGGUUCCCCAAGGACCAUUUUGCUCCAAAUUUGAGGAGGUUCGGGUAUGUACCAAUCACCGAUACAGCCUUGGCCAAAGAAGCCGAAGCAGAGAAGCUGAGAAAGGAGGAGUUAUUAUCACCCAAAUUGGAAAAGAUUCAACGAAGGAAGCAAUGGGUUCGUAACAAUAGAUUGAAGAAUUUCAAGGAGCAGGUUGCAAGCGAAUAUAAGUUGGAUUUUGGUGAGCAGGAGAUGAAAUUGGCCGCAGAACGCUUGGUGAACAUUUUGGAAUUGAUCGAGAACCGCGAUCCCUUAACUGCAGCCAAGAUGCAGGUUACUUAUAACAAAUUGUAUGACUUCAAACUCCAGUAUAGAAACCUGGAAUUGAGCCAGGAGGAGUUUGAAAAUGCCAAACAGAAUUAUAUGAAUUUGGCCAAGAAAGUAGAUGAUGCUGUUUGCGUGUCCGUAGAUGGAGUACUAUACAAGAGUAGGACCGAGGAAGAGAAUGAAGAACUUAAAAAGAAAUUAUUGUCACAAUUGGAGACGCUUUAUGAGACCGAGGCUGCAAGCAACGAGUACAGAUCCAAAGCUCAGCUGCUUGUUGAGACACCUGGCGCCUUUGACUUGACCGAGCGCGAACAGUUGAAACAACAAUUUGUACCCAAGAGAUUACCACUUGAUGCCCCAGGAACAGUCAUUAAAGAUAUUGAUCUCAAGAAUGUACCUGAAAACGUUGUUGUUGAGAGGAUCUACGAUGAAGAGGCCGGAAAAGUUAGGAUUUUUGGACGUCCAAAGACUGUGUUUGCAUAA